UCCUCUUUCCCAAAUGCAUCACACAGCAGAGCAACGACCGCGACUCUUCGCACAAAUUAGCGAUAAGAUCGGCAGCGGGAUGCCCCAGAAAGCACGAACCGUCCACAUCCGCACAGUGAACAACACCGGGACGUCGCGCAAAUAAGAAGGGGGGGAAAAAGUUCAUUUUGGAUCCAGCAGCCAAAGUUUGACGUAAUUCUCCCCCGGACACCAGGAAUAGUCUGGAGUGUCAUCAUGGAAGUAUUUCCUAAGGAAAAACAAGAGAUUCUCUCUCUCUCUCUCUGAACUUGAAGGUAAUCUGAGAAUGUGAAAGCUGGGGAGAAAAACCUUUUUCAGCCUGUUUUCUCUGAGGUUUUUUCCAGAUGUCCAUCUCCUGAUGCAGGCAGCGGCUGCUUUCUGAAAGAAGCGAAUUUCAUUUCAUCACUUCUGCUGGAGUUUAACAGCUGGAUCGUUCCAUAGAUACAUAAAAACACACAUCGUGUGUCUCCGAGGAGCUUUACUUUUGAUUUUUAAACCUUCAUGCUGGAUGUAAAGACUUGGCAGCGUUUCGGGGACGUGCAUGGACGCGUAGGAGACGAAAUGAAGAAGCAGUUUUAGUACAGAAGAGUCGGGAGUUAUGAUGGUAAUGUUGUUUGGGUGAAGCCGUCGGAAACUCACAAGGGAAGCCCAAUGAGUGGCACACAGUCAACACUCGCUGACAAGACUCCGAGCAUUCUCAACAGGGAGCCCACAGACUGGAAGCCAAAGAAUGAGAAACCCUCUCCUUCCCUCAAAAAUGAGUUCGACCCAACAGGUCUGGUCCAGCGCUGUGUGAUAAUCCAGAGAGAUGAAAAUGGCUUUGGGCUGACAGUAAGUGGAGACAACCCUGUGUUUGUGCAGCUGGUCAAAGAAGAUGGAGCUGCAAUGCGAGCUGGUGUGCAGACAGGAGAUAGGAUCAUUAAGGUCAACGGAACCUUAGUUACACAUUCAAACCACCUAGAGGUUGUAAAGUUGAUAAGAUCGGGCUCCUAUGUAGCCCUGACAGUGCUGGGGAGGCCUCCAGGGCUUCCUCAGAUCCCCCUGGAAGAGGAGAAGGAAGGGAACAAGGAAGGAGGAGACACUCUCUCAGCACCCCACUCACCUGCACUGUCAGGUGGGGAGCAAGGCAGCUUCUUGACCAGCAGCACACCCUGUAGCCCUCAGGACAACACCACAUCCUCCUCUCUGUCUGAUGGGGUUCACAGCAGCCCCCUCUUUGACACUGUGGGCUACAGAGGGACUCCCUGUCAGAGCCCAGACAUUAGUCGGCGGGAUGGCCUCAACAUCUGCACAUCGCCAGAGGCUGAGGAUGCCACUGACGCAGUAAGAUGCACACGCAAAUUUGAUUUGGUUGCGGGUAGCCCUCCUUACCUCGUAAACCCUCAGAUUAUUGGAGCAGAAGACGACUACUUUGAAUCCUCACAAGAACAGAUCAAUGGCGAGUGUACCUGUUUCCAGAGUAUUGAGUCGCUGAAGUCUCGGCCGGCACACCUCGCAGUUUUCCUCCACCAUGUGGUCUCACAGUUUGACCCUGCUCCUCUGCUGUGUUACCUCUACGCUGAUAUGUACAAGCAAACCAACUCCAAAGAAAGUCGACGCUUCUUUAUUGAAUUACACACGCUAUUCAUGGAUCGAACUGCAAAUCUUAAAGUGCCGGUGCCAGAGACCGUUUCUGCUGAGCUAGAGAAGCGAAGGCUGGACUUGAUCCCAGACAGCCUGUGUAAACAGUACAUUCAGACGUUACAGGACGCGCUGUUACCAGACCUGCACAAGAACCUGGAAGACUUCAGACAGAAGCGCAGCAUGGGUCUGACGCUGGCCGAAGACGAGCUCUGUAAGUUGGACUCUGAGCCAGGAAGAGACCAGCAGGCCUUGGAGAAAGAAUGCUCCUGUGCUGAACACAUCCUCUUCAAGAUAGAGGAUAUCCUGUUGACAUCACAGAGCUCAGAAGAGGAGAAGUGGCAAACAAUGCAGUAUGUGAUUCUCACCUACAUGAAGCACCUCGGAGUGAAAGUGAAGGAGCAUCGAGGCCUCGAACAUAAACGUGCUCGCAUCAAUUUCCCCAGGAUUAAGUUUCCCAACAUCCGCCCCCCUCGGCGUCCGAGCAGAGUGGACCCCACCCCAGUCGUGAAAGCUGUGGACCAGAUCAAGCAGCGUCCGCCAAAGCUUCCUCAGUCGCCUCUUGGCAUGUCUGAACCAUCAGACCAGUCCGCCACAAGUCCUGGACGGAUCCGCGAUGGAUCAGAUACCCAAUUAUUGCCUGCCACCACCCUCCCUGCACACAGUUCCCCCACCACUCAGGUCUCAGAGGCAGGCGGACAAGAGUCAGAAUCCAAUGUCUCUCCGUUCUGCACGCAGCCCAGACCAGGCGACAGCGUGCAGUCUGCUGACAACCACGACGGCGUCUCCGGUCCAACCGGCACUCAGUUUGACUUCAGCCCCUCCACAGUGGAGCAGCGGGAUGAAGAUCAGGAGGCCUUCAGGAUGGAGGUACCGGGUGACAUCCAGAGUGAAGAUGACCAAGGCGGAGAGGCUGAGUGUGAAGAAGAUCCUCUGAUCUGGCAGGGACUGGUCCCUCGAGGCGUCCUGAUGGGCUUAACGCAACAGGAGAUCAACCGGCAGGAAGUCAUCAAUGAGCUGUUCUACACUGAGCGUGCACACUUGAGGAUGCUGAAGGUGCUGGACUGUGUUUUCUGCCAGAGGCUGAACAGGGACGGCAUCCUUCCACCAGAAGACAUAAAACACAUCUUUAUCAACCUGGAGGAAAUCAUUCAGCUUCAUGUUUCUAUAACAGAACAAAUGACUGCAAUCAGGAAGAGGAACGAGACGUCUGUGAUCGGUCAGAUCGGAGAUGAUCUCCUGGGAUGGUUCAGUGGGGAGGAAGAGCAAAAGUUAAAGAGAGCAGUGGCAACCUUCUGCAGUAACCAGCCGUCUGCACUGGAGCUCAUCAAGACGAGGCAGAAGAAGGACCAGAAAUUCAACCUGUUCAUGCAGGUGAGUGCAAGACUCCCACUGCAGUCUACCACCAGGAGGAAAGUGACUUUGGAUGAGAUUUUUGUUCUUGUAGAGGACAUUGAGGAAAGGAAAAAGGUGAAGAGAGCUGGAGACUGUUGUAAAAAGAUCCUCAAACAUGUCAACCAAGCUGUGAAAGAGGCUGAAAACAAACAGCGGCUCGAGGAGUAUCAGAGAAGGUUAGACUUCUCGUCUCUGAAACAGAGUGAAAACCCUGUGAUCCUGGAGCUGAAGAAUCUGGACCUCACUAAGAGGAAGAUGGUUCAUGAGGGUCCUCUCUCCUGGAAAGUCAAUAAGGAAAAGACAAUUGAGCUGUACACACUUCUCCUGGAGGACAUCAUGGUCUUGCUGCAGAAACAAGAUGAGCGCCUGGUCCUAAAGUUUCAUGGCAAAAACAUGGCCAGUGUCGUCGACACCAAGCACACCUUCAGCCCCAUCAUCAAACUCAACACAGUCUUGGUUCGACCUGUCGCAACUGACAACAAGUCUUUCUUUGUUCUGUCCAUGUCCGAAAACGGGGCUCAGAUCUACGAACUGACGGCUCAGACGGUGUUCGAUCAGAGAACGUGGCAACAUCUAAUCACACAGUGUGCUGAAGCCAUGAAGGCCAAACCCCACAGGAGGGACACGCCUCCACCUCAGUCUGAUGCGGAGCGGGAUGCAAUUAAUAUCAUCAACAAUGGGAUGCCUAAACUGAGCAAAGAUGAGACACCGAGUGAAAGUAUCCGUUCUGCAGAUAUGAGCAUCUCCGAUAAAGUGGCCGCCUCUACUUCAGACAUUCAAGAUCCACCGGAGAGUCUCAACCCCUUCGAUGGAUUGAGAUCAGAAGAUGAAGAAGAGGAGCUGCCGAUGACAGACAGGCAGGAGGAAGAGGAGCAGAAUGGAGAGGUGGAUGAAGCGGAGCUAGAGGCCUUCCUGGACGGGCAGCUGGCGGAGAGACUGCUGCAGGAAGGAUCGCGGCUUGGCAUUGCCCUUGAAAAUGAAGAAGAGCACAAUGCUUUUGUCAUGCCUUGCUCCAAAGCUGAAGAAGCUCUAAAGACACUGGCGAUGCUGAAGCAGGCAGUCUUCACACACAUGUUAAGCAGAGAAGCAGAGGAGGAAACGGAGGAGAGCAAGCCGAGUGGAGCCCGUGGGAGUCAGUCGAGUCCUUCUUUGCCUGAGAGCCCAGAGGGGCCCUCUGCUACCUGUGAUGAGAGCCAGACAUCUGAAAGUUUACAGAAAGAACACCUGCAGCCUCCACCUGAGGCUGCUGAACGUAAUGGUGGCUUCGUGGUCCUGGAUUUCCCCGGCUCUGAGGAAAGCAGCACUGAUGAUGAUGUCGGAGUUGGAAGUGAUGUCGGGAUCGACAUGAGGAAACUGCUGUCUUCCUCCUCGCAGAUGGGAGGCGGAGGCCCCAACCUCAGUCGGCAGCUCAUGACCCACCUGCGCCUCCUACAGGCCGAUCUGCAGUAUCUUAAGGACAUAGAGAUGAAGUACAACGAACUGCAACAAACGCACGGCGAUGCAGCCACAGACUCGGAUGACAACAACGAUGGGAUUCAGUGACGAAAGGCUUCCUGCUCUCUCGGCUGUCAGAGCCAAGUUUCAUGUUGCUGCGUGCUCACCUUCCUCCACCUUUUACCACUGAAGGAUUAAUGUCUGAUCUCCGACUUCAAAGGACGGCGUCAUCGUCGCAGUCUGAAUUACUCCACUAUAAACUCUUUCACAAAGCAGGAGCAGAAGAGACAUAUCACUGAGUUUUUCAUGGACACUUUUUAGUAUAAUAAUAAUCACUGACUGCAUAAAUGAUCUGAAACACUGGAUAUAAUGAAUGGAAAAAGGCUAAGCCGACCAUCUGACGUCACAGACGUUCAGCAGAGAAGAAGUGAGACAUUAUGACUGUGACCAGUACUGAAGGAAGAUUUUCCUCUUCAAAAAACUCAGUGUAAAAGCCUGCAAUAGAAAAUAACCUCUACAUUAUAGAUAGAGUCAAUAUACAAGUGCCCAAUAAAAUGCCUAAAUGGAAGGUUAAAACACUCAUUCCAACCAUAAAAUUUACCCAGAAGGGAUUUAAUGCUGUUUUUAGCCAAGCUUUGCAUUAAACGUUAAGCAGGUGAUGGUCUGAUUUGGAUCAAAUAUCUAACAAAAACUCUGAAGCUCACAAAUCUACACCCUGAAUCAUUUUUUCAAUUACAAGCACAAAUAUAAUAAGGCAGUUUAAUGCUGUGAUUUCUGACUUACUUGCUCAGCAGUAAAAACCAGAUACUUUGAAGAUGAGUUUCACUUGAAACAGCCUCUUUUGAGGAAACUACAGGCAGCUGUGGCAGUCUGCUAUUGGCCAAAGCAAUCACACCGGUCACAUUGUUCCCUAGUGACGAGUGGUUGUCUGGGUAUUUUCUAUUUUAAUUUUAAAAUAUAAGAUAUUAAAAAAUCAGUGGGCUUUAGAGUUGGCGAUAGCUGUGUUUUCCUCCCUGCUUUUCAGUCUUAGCUAAGCUAAGCUAGCACACUUGACAGGUCUGGACUUUGCGUUCAGUAUGUUACGCUUGUAUUUGCUGCAUUAACACAAUUUCAGGAAGACCAAGACGAUUCUCAUUAUUCUGAUUUUGGAGCAUCAGAAAAGCUAAAUAUGAAUUUGUUGUAAAUUUCCUUUUAUUGUGUUAGAUACUACAUGUGUAGGUUGUUAACAAGUGACACCAGAUACAAACAAAACAGUGUGACGUUCCUUUUAGCUCAGCUGAUCAAAUAAGUGCUAAUAUUGAACUUUAUGUGGGUUUAACUUUGACUUUGCAGCUGCGACGCUCUCGGGUUUAUGAGAUAAAUUGGAGGAUUUAGAAGUUUUAAUUUCUCACUGACUGUGGGAUACAUUCUGAACGUCUCAUCUUAAGUAAGAAAAAAGGUGAAAAUCCCCGUUUCUUAUGAUGGCAGGUUGAUUUAGCUUUUUGUCUCAAGAAAACUAAAAGGUAAUUUCUUGAGAUAAUAAGAUGGUUUAUCUCAGAAGCAUUUUGUUUUCCUGUUAUUAUGUGAAGAUUAUAGGAAUACCCAAUAGCCCUUGCCUAUCUUGACCACUUAUGAAGUUAAAAAUAGGCAGAAUUACUAAAGUGACAUGUGCUGCUUCAGCUGGGCUAAUCGUAAUAAUGAGAGGCCAACAGGGACCUUUUAAAUUAUUUUUUUAACGGCCUGGCACAGAGUGACCAACAACAUGGCUUGGUGAGUCCAACUGGAAUCUAAAAAUUCAAUUAAAAUUAAUACAGUGAGGAGAAGUGGCAUAGAAAGCAGUAGGCACACUUUUCAAGCAUAUUCACAGUCCUGUGCCCUAAUACAGUAUUACUAAUAUUAUAGUAGAAUUAUAUGCAUGUGUGCAAGAGUUUAAAAUAUUUUUUGUAUUACAGCUGUUUUCACAGAAAAACAAGUAUCCAGACUUUAGUGUAAAAUAAAUCCUACAAAAGAAGAAGGCAAUUAGACAAGAAAUAAAAGUUUCUGCCUAAUAGUAUGACUCCUUAUGUAGUACGACCUUUGAGUCUAAUAAAUGAUACUGUGUUGCUGGAUCAUAAUUCAUUAUAUUUAUAUACAGUGGUGUGAAAAAGUGUUUCCCUUCUUCCUGAUUUCUGAGUGUUUUGCAUAUUUCUGACAGUUAAAUGUUUCAGAUCAUGAAAGAAAGUUUUAUAUUAGACAAAGAUAACCUGAGUAAAUACAAAAUGCUGUUUUUAAAAGAUGGUUUCAUUGAUUAAGGGAGAAAAAAUUUCCAAACCUACCUGGUUGUGUGUGAAAAAGUGGCUAAGUUCAGUUUCACCAAACAGUCAGGCCUUAUUACUGACAGACCUGAUGAAUCACUUAAAUAAAACCUGUCUGACAAAGUGACGCAGGCUAAAAGAUCCCAAAAAGCAACACAUCAUGCUACAAUCUAAAGAAACAGCUAAGUAGCAAAGUCACUGACAUCUAUAAGUCUGGAGAGGGAUAAGAAAGCCAUUUCUAAGGCUUUGGGACUCCAGUGAAACACAGUGGGAGCCAUUAUACCACAAAACAGUGGUGAACAACAUUAAAGAACCGCAGGCUUCACAUAUCUAAGUUAAUGUCAGAGGUCAUGAUUCAACAAUAAGAAAGAAACUGGGCAAAAAUGCCAAAGUCCUGACCCGAAUCCAAUUGAGAUGCUGGGGAAUGACCUUAAGUGGAUUCAUGCUGGAAAGGCCUCUCAAUAAGUGGGUGAAAAACAAGAAUUCUGCAAAGAUUAGUGGACUAAAAUUCCUCUACAGCUCUGUAAAACACUCAUUGCCAGUUCCUGCAAACGCUUGAUUGCAGUUGUUGCUGCUAAGGGUGGCCCAACCAGUUAUUAGGUUUAGGGUAUUCACUUUUGGUUUGGUUUUCUCUCUUAAUAAUAAACAACUUUGUUUAGAAACUGAAUUUUGUGUUUAGUUGUUAUCUUUGUCUUAUAUUUCAAUUUGUUUGAUGAUCUGAAAUAUUUAAGUGUGGCAAACAUACAAAAGAAACCCCAAACAAACAGGAAAUCGGGAAGUGUGUAUGUUUAAUUUUGCAACUGGUAAUAAUUUAAUUAUUUACAGCUGUGUAACAGUAUAGGAAUUGAAUUGAACCACUCCUAUCCAUGCUCUCAUGCAGUAACGCUGAACAUUGUAAGAUUUCCAGUGUGACUGAAUUGUGCGAUGACACCAGGAAGUAACAAUAACUUCUUUGAAGUGGGGAAGGGCAGUGACACCCCGUACCAAUCUGGAUACGCCCAUGUAGGAAAGAGUUGAACAGAAAGCUGCAAAGCUAGGCUCAUUUUCUCACAAUAACUAAAUAUAUAACUUGUUCAUCUCACUAGAAAACAAGUUUAAUUGCCUCAACAUAAAUUACUAGAUAAAUUGAUUUAUUCUCACAAAAUGAAAAAAUUGCAUUAAAAAAAACCUUUUAAAUUAUGUGCAUGUCCAUUAUCAUCUUCUGUAUUCCUUUAAUUACUAUACGCUUGCCAGUUACCAUCAUCUCUGUAUGAUUUUUCAUAGCAAUGCAGUGCUGUAUAGCAGCUGACUUAAACAGUCACAGAUUUUAAACACCCGGAAGCACUUAAAUGUAGCAAAAAAACAAACAAAACAAAAAAAUAAUGUCCCCAGUUUGGAGUCCAUUGGUUUUAUCCUUCUAUCAAAUAAACAGUAAAUCAAAAAACAAACAAAUCAUUCAAAAAUAAAAUGCAGAUGGACAAAAAACUCUUAAAAUAAUAAUUCAGAUGGUUGGUUGAUGCUUGGUUGACUAGCCGAAGUGUACGUAGUAAACCAGUUUUGUCCAACCUGUGUUUUUAACUAUAAAAAUACAUUCACGCAGACAUCUGCGCUUCACUUUUAAGGUUGGGCUGAAAAUAGAUUCACCGGCCACAAGACUGCGCCGUGGCUCCAGUUUGUGGAUAAAUAUGUUCAGGCAAAAACGAUGACUGCUUUGGACUGCGUUCAGGGUAAAGGCGUAUAUUGUACAAUGACUGCAUGUCAGUAAUUUUGUUCGUGUUUUUACUCGCACCUUUUUGUUUUACACCAUGCUAUCAUGUAAUGCUUUAACACAAACUGCUCAAAAAGAGGAGAAUUAAUCCAUUUUAUAAAUGUUAUUUUAAAUGUUAUAUUUUUUUGUUACAUUGUUAUUAACUCUGUUAACAUGUUUAUGACACAGGAAGCUCAUUGUUUGUGAAAAUUAAGGAAAAGAUGAAUGGAAAUUUUUGUUUAAUUUUAUUUGAUCUUGAUGGGGAAGUGAGAUAACAGACUGUGCUUAAAAAAUAGAGCGAAACUUUGCCCUGAAAAGUGAAGCGAAUGCUUAAGUGCCUUAAACUUGUUUUUGUCCAAAUGGCCAGCAGGGGGCAGUACAUCUGGUUACAAAAAGAAGUCCUGUUGUACAGAAGUCUAUGUGAAAAUGACCCUACUGCUGAUUGAUUGAGUAAACAGUUUUCAU
Molecule: messenger RNA, 8931 nt
Organism: Neolamprologus brichardi
Lineage: Eukaryota; Metazoa; Chordata; Actinopteri; Cichliformes; Cichlidae
Source: RefSeq, a predicted model, not a curated record